Onychomys torridus (southern grasshopper mouse) is the source of this 897-nucleotide messenger RNA. RefSeq names its product vomeronasal type-2 receptor 116-like. Gene Ontology annotation, molecular function: G protein-coupled receptor activity. The transcript has 2 exons. The coding region runs from base 1 to 897 and encodes 298 amino acids. Gene Ontology annotation, cellular component: membrane. Lineage: Eukaryota; Metazoa; Chordata; Mammalia; Rodentia; Cricetidae. Gene Ontology annotation, biological process: G protein-coupled receptor signaling pathway. The record is from RefSeq and is a predicted model, not a curated record.
AUGGGCAGCAUCUGCACGUAUGGGGAGACUGCUGAAUCUCUACAAAUAUCCACAGAUUUGAAUAAUUGUGUGAAGUGUCCUGAAAGUCACUAUUCAAACACAGAGCAGAACCACUGCCUCCAGAGAGCUGUGCCAUUUCUGUCCUAUGAAGACCCCUUGGGAAUGGCACUCACCUGCAUGGGCCUGGGCUGCUCUCUAGACACAGCUGGUGUUCUUGCUGUCUUUGUGAAGCACCACAACACUUCCAUUGUCAAGGCCAACAAUCAGGCUCUCACUUACAUCCUGCUCAUCACUCUGAUCUUCUGCUUCCUCUGUCCAUUGCUCUUCAAUGGCCAUCCCAACACAGCCACCUGUAUCUUUCAGCAGAUCACAUUUGCAGUUCUGUUCACAGUGGCUCUCUCCACUGUCUUGGCCAAAACUCUCACUGUGAUUCUGGCAUUCAAGGUCACCAUUCCAGGAAUAAGGAUGAGGUGUCUGAUGAUAUCAAGAGCCCCUAACUUCAUCAUUCCCAUCUGCACCUUCCUUCAGCUUGUACUCUGUGGAGUUUGGCUGAGCACCUCUCCUCCCUUUAUUGACUCAGAUGCUCACGCUGAACAUGGCCAUAUCUUCAUUGUUAGCAACAAGGGGUCAACUGUCAUCUUCCACUGUGUCCUUGGAUACCCCUGCCUCUUGGCACUUGGGAGCUACACUAUGGCCUACCUCUCCAUGAACCUACCUGACACAUUCAAUGAAGCCAAGUUCUUGACAUUUAGCUUGCUGGUGUUUUUUAGUGUAUGGGUCACAUUCCUCCCUGUCUAUCAUAGCACCAAGAGGAAGGUCAUGGUGGCCGUGGAAAUGUUCUCUAUCUUGGCUUCCAGUGCAGGCCUCCUGGGCUGCAUCUUUUCCCCCAAAUGCUAA